Molecule: messenger RNA, 2258 nt
Organism: Exaiptasia diaphana
Lineage: Eukaryota; Metazoa; Cnidaria; Anthozoa; Actiniaria; Aiptasiidae
Exons: 12
Coding region: 52-1626 (524 amino acids)
Source: RefSeq, a predicted model, not a curated record
CGACUGAUUGAAAUUCUUGACGCUUAAAGUUCUUGAGCGAAGAAUUUCAAAAUGUAUUGGUUUAUGGUGGCUUUUUUCCAUGGAUUGUUUAUAUUAAUGUUGAGAUUAUCUUCAUGUUCUGCUGGGUGUGAAGGUCUAGAUUCAGUUGCUGGAAGCUGCUCCACAAUUGGCAAUUGCACAGCUGAAACUGGUCAGCCUCCAUCCAUAGUCGAGUGCUAUGACCGUCCUCAGAACAUGCAUAUUUGUACUUUUGAAACAGUAACCGAUCGAGUACCGAAAGAGUUGGGAGUCAAAGUCGCUGAAAAUGUUUUCCAAUUACCUGACGCACACUUCACAGCCUCGUCAAAUCAAGACAACGCAAAAUAUGCUCGUAUAGGCCUACCAAGCAAUAAAACAUGGUGUGCUGACAAUGCUAACCAAUGGUUGGAGAUAGACUUGGGUACCGUGGUCACGGUGACAAGAAUUGAGCUUGUGCCCGUUGGAAAUACAGAUGCCGUAAAUUUUACGGUGACCUACAGAACUAAUUCGUCCAAUCCAAUGCAAAUGUAUUUAAGUGGAAGUGAGUUUCGGUCUACAGCAAAUAACACAUGCCAUCAUUUGUUCAUAAUGAAUACAGACACUAUACGGAUAAACAGUAAAACAAGUAAUUCUUGCUUUCGUCUGGCAGUCUAUGGACAAUUACCAGAUCGCCUGAAUACACCACAGGAACUGGGAGUGGGAGUUCCACUGGGCCCUAGUCCAUAUUAUCGAAUACCCGAUAGUAAAUUUAAAGCCUCUUCAAAUCAAGAAGAUGCAAAAUAUGCACGAGUAGGAUUGAAAGGCGACAAAAGAUGGUGUGCUGCAACCAACGACAAAAAUCCAUGGCUGGAAAUUGUAUUAGAUGUUGCAAAAACAGUUGAAAGAAUUGAUGUUCAGGGAGAUCCUACUAGACUGGAAGUCAAGUUCUGGCUUAGCUAUAAGACACAGAAGACCGGUGUCGCAUUCACUGAUUACAGAAAUAGAAAGAUAUUUACUUCCAAAAAUGGAAGUUCAACUCAUUAUAUAUCCAUCACAGAGCCAUACUCCAUACGUAUUAACUUAAACACCAGCAAACCAUGCCUCCGAGUCGCUAUCUACGGAGACCCAAAAAGAGAUAAUUAUAUCAAGGAAGUUGUACAAGUUGUACCGGUACCUGUUACGACACAGCCAACAGCGAUUUUUUUAGGGAGAGACAGCUUAUCGUCGAGCGAUUUUCACAAGGGAUUCGUUAUAUGGGUCCUCUUUCUAGCCGUCUUUGUAUUUCUAUUACUCGUGUUCCUGACCUUCUUGUUUUGUUGGUGUUGCAGAAGAGAAAGAGAAUUUCAACCAAAGUCAGAAAAAGUGACAAGAGUUACGUCGACAAAUUACGUUCCAUCAUGGCGUACUAUUGAUGCAAAGGCAGAGAAAGGUUACAUAGCGACACAGGAGGUCCAAGAAGUAAAGAUCGCAUUCGGUGACGAGUAUAUACCACCUGAUUUAAAGAAAGAGAAACUGGACCCGAACGAUGAAGACAAUUAUCGCCACAAGAUAUUUUCUUUCCGAGGCUGGGAAGGGACAAAGACUCCAGCAAUCAAAGUCGAAAAACCACCUAGCAUUCAAAAUGAAUAAUUUUCUCCCUCGUUCUCAUAGUAAAGCCUUAAUUUAAAAAAGACAAGUUAACCGGCCUUCAUCAACAAAGAUUACUCAAUCAAUGACUAUUAAACUGACUACUGCAAUUAAUAAUAAUUAAUUAAUAAUAAUAAUUAAUAAUAGCCCUUGCUAUUACAUUGCUAUUAUAAACACUACACAGCUGAUCUCGCGAAAAAAAAAUCAUAUUAGUCCGCACAUACAUACCGGAAGUAAUCAUCAUUUAUUAUUCACCAUACUAUAUGAAGUAUCGCAAACACAGUAUUCCAAUUGGCUAGUGAGCUGUGGUAUAUUCAAUAAAAGUAGUAUUUUCUAAUUUAGAACUUAGAGUGGUUUUCGUUAACCUGUGAAACACACUUUAGCGUAUUUAUCGCUAAAUACACUUUGGCUCUUGUUUUUUAUUGUCUCUACAAGACUAUUACGAUCUAUUGCACUCUAAUUAUUACACUUUGUUUCACGGGUUUAUGAAAACCACUCUAUCUAAUUUGACCAAUCGGUUUAGUCGACUAUCGAGAAACUUGUAGUCCAAUGGACCUCGUGGUCUAAUUUUUUGUUGAAUAAACUGAGUAGAAAAAUGGCUGAAUAUUAUACAUUGCCAAGGUUUCAGUUUUCAA